Dicrocoelium dendriticum is the source of this 4738-nucleotide messenger RNA. The record is from the annotation of a GenBank genome assembly. NCBI's taxonomy places the organism in Eukaryota, Metazoa, Platyhelminthes, Trematoda, Plagiorchiida, Dicrocoeliidae.
UGCAGCCUUUUAAAAUCUACCACGAUCUACGUGCGCACGGAAGCCCUUGAAAUCCUCGAUCAGGCGCAUAUUAUACAGUCUUUUCAAAGUUGCAAAAUGUUUAAUGAUUCUUACAGUCUUGGUCAUUUAUGGAGUGCAAGAAAUACACACUGGAAGAGUGAUAUGUCGAAGGAUUAUGGCGUUGGGUUAUCAAAUUGUCCCAUCGACUCUGCCUUCAUGGGUCCAAAUCUUUGGAAUGAAUCUUUCAUGAUCUCUGAUCUCGAUAACAUUAAGUUGGACGAGUUUAGUUCGAAUAUUCCUGAGGAAACAACGAUUGCUCCAAGCUCAUUGGACGUUUUUGAGGAAAUCAAACCAACACUGGAGUCGAUCUCGACAACAGUGCCUCAAAUACCUGUUGUAAAAUGCCAGCCGUCCGCCUCCAGAAUUUGUAGCAGUUUUCGAUCUGCUGAAGAUUGCUCAUGUUCCUUCAAAACACAUGUUUGCAACGGGCCUCCACCAAAAGUAAAGAAUGCGGUCCUUUCAGAUCAGAAAACCGAGCAGUACUGGAGACGCCGGACUAAAAACAAUGCUGCCGCGAAGCGGUCACGAGAUACUCGUCGUAUGCUGGAAAAGCAAGCUCAUUUGAAAGCGAGCAUACUGGAGCGCGAGAAUGCACAGCUACGUUUUGAACUGAACCGCCUUACGGAGGAGAACCGAUCCUUACGACAGCUUCUCGAUAGAUCCACAUCGUCAUCUGUGAUAACUGCGCCUGCUGCUCCCUUCCAAUGGCUGUGAUCUUAACAAAUUUGCUUUUUUUUAAUCGUUACCCUCUUUUUCAAUUGCAGAUUUUUGCUCAACCGUACUGGUUCAUCUACGCCUUUCAGCUAUCAUGCAGACAUCAUCGAACCGUUCUUUCCCUUUAUCCGGUGAUAAUCACAGCUAGUUAUCAGCCAUCUUGCACUAUUUUUCUUUGAUUAUUUCUGUCUUUUGUGUUUUGUGCACCUAUAAAUGAUGCAAUACAGAAGUCUUUCUUUGAAAACAGCCAAAAUGUGGCCACCUCCUUUCCCCCCGCUCAUUUGUUCUAAAUGGACCGCGUCGAGGUUUGGAACACACCGCUCCACAUUGGGCCAGGCUCUUCCCAAGCUGCAUUGACUUUGUAUAUACACUACGUAACCACUUUAUCGUUACCUUGCCCGUGAUGACGUGUUCACAUAAUACAGGCAGCCGUUAACGUUCCUCACAAGCAAAGUUAUAGACAAGCUUGAUGGAUUAAGCCAGCAUUAGCGCACAUCCUACAGUGGUCCGAUUGUCCUGCGGAUGAGUUACUUUGCCAGUAUAUGCAUAUACACAGGCCAAGUAGCCUGUCACGGCCCUUGUCGACCUAUAACCAAGACAUGUCAUGUCUUCGACCCUUUUUCGGUGCAGUUUAAAGCACUGCUCACGAAGUAUGUUCUCGCACGAUUUCUUGCUCAUUUGAGCCUAAAGGGGCAACCAUAGUAAUGUGUAACUUAUUAUCUUUAAUAGCAUACGGACUUCGUUUGAGUAUGGGAGAUUGUCUCCGCGUGACUCGCGCACUAGUUGUGGCAGGUUGAUCCUCAUCCAGCACCCGAAUUGAAUCUGCAACAAUGGCUUCUGUGGAAUGAGGUUAAAUUCGCAGCGUGUUAAGCUGAAACAUUGUGGUGCUGUGACCCAUGCAUUUCAGCAUUGCAGUCGGUUAUUCUUUGUUGUGCCUUAUCAUCGUAUUCAUAUGCUGACAAAUGCAUUUUUUGAACCUCCACUUCGGACGUUGAUUUCGAGCCGGUCCGUAGACUUGAAGAUCACAACCCCGCCUUGUAAUCCGAGGGCGUGGGUUCGAGCCUGUGUAGGGACCGGAUAACCACCACAGUAUCCUUAGCCCACAUGCGAUUGGUGGUGGUUGCGCGGCAGCCUAGCGUCGGUCCUACGUACCGGCGUAAUGCCGAUGCCUUUUUAUUUUGAUUUCGAGACAGCAUCUUCAACUAAAUGACUAACAUAAACCUUCGACGUCCAAAAUGAUGAGUGAGUAAACGAUCAUAAGGCAAAAUUGUGCAUAGUGAAAAUGAGUGCAAUCGUUCGUUUCGAAAAUGGGCUCAUCGGAAUACAGGGCCCGUUGUGCCGUUUUUAACUUAUUAUUUAACUAAACGCAGAAUGGGGUGCAUUAUGUCGAGCCGUUGGAGCGGGAUUGUCAGACCGCAAAAAGGCUGGCUAGUCCAAAAAAAAGCCGAGAGAACCCGAACCUCCACUGCCACCAAACAGUGCGCUUGGGAAUGACCUCUUCCCACCACCGCACUCCGCCUAGUGCCAAAACGAUCUUCGUCCUAAGAAGAACGUCUAGUUUUUGCGUUUUAUUACCCGUUUACUGUAGCGAUUCUCGAGCGCGUCGCUCUUGAGUUGUCAGUCGAUCGGACGUUAAGCUUGCAAGCAUGUAGGGGCAAAAAAUGAAAAUCGCCAAAAAGUACGUAAGAACGGCUUGUGCGCGACGGCAUUGAUUGGGCUUUUAUUUUUUCUGAAGCUUUUGGGAGGCUUGUACCUUUUUGGUUUCCGAACUGUUAUUCAGCUAAAACGUGACGAAUUUAUACGACAUUUACAGAUCCAAACGUAUUCGGAAAAGCGAACGCGCUUACAAAUCUCCCGACCAUGCUGGUUGGUCGUGGGAGGUAACAGGUCGGGAUCGAAAUAUGUCGAGACGGCUGAUGCCUCUAGACCAGGAUCGUGGUCUGAUUGGAUGACGUUUGUCUGCUGAAGAUUGGUGCUGUCAGUUAUAACACACCAAGCAUUGCUAAACGAUGAAGAUGGUUUUCUCCAAAAAGGCUGAUUUCAGGCGCUCGAUGAUAACAAAUUAAUGUCGGCCACCGCGGUCGAUUUGUACGAUUGUUUACUAAAGGGCCCGAUGUACGGCGACUGCAGAGGCUGUCGCACACCGUCUACGCGAAGCAGUAACCGUGUGCACGUACACCAGUGUCUUCUGCAGCCAUGAAGCUGGCGGGCACAGCUCACGCAGUUGGUGAGCUAACCGGUCCGUAUAACUCCCGUUGUCGAAAGAUAACGUAGACGGUGCUGGUGCUACCAGCUGUUCGGACAAACGCAGCGUGCAGCCGUAGAUUAGCUGCGCUGGUGUCGCGUUGAGUGUGGCCUUUACAGUGUUCCUAAGGCCAAUAUGGGCAAAAGGAGGUGUAUCGCAUCCUGAAGGAUCUGCGUGCGCUCAGAGUCCUGCUUUCAGUUGGUGGUGAAAUCGCUCUACCAUACCGUUAUCGGCCGGAUGUUACUCCCUCGUCUGGACGUGGUGACAACCUAAAUCCUUAAGCAACGUGGCGAAACGAGACGAAAAAUGUAACUUUCGAUCGGUGGUGGGAUAGCGAUACUGUGCUAUCCAGCGCUCUAUAAAUUCUUCUGCUACUCUUUCCGAAGAGACGUUCGAAAUGUGAAUAGCUUUUGGCCGCCUGGUGAAUCGGUCACUACGAUUCAUCAGGUAUACCGAGUCUUUUGAAGGCGGCAGAGGACCUACGAGAUCGACGUGCGUCUGUGGUUGGAAACGUGUCUAAUGAGCUUUUCGUAUGCGUUUGUGCCUACGCAUGUUGACACAGAAGGCAAGUAGCUGCUCCAGUAGGAUCAUCGCAAUUGACGUUGUGCCAAACGAAUCGGGCGGUUAUGAGCUAACCGACGCACGAACGCCUAGGUGAGAAAAACCAUGCAGCGUGUCGAACACGGUCUGUCGAAACUCGAGUGGACGCGGUUUGCCCAGAGAUGGGUCGCAAAGAAUACUUCCAUCUGAUAAUGUUGGAGGAACGAGUCGCAUGUCUGGCGAGAGGACCUGCGCAGUAUGUCUAAAGCAGGAUCAUGGAAUUGUGCGGCAGUCAUGGCUGCCUGGUCGAUAGCAGUGUGGGUGUCAGCGGAGAUCGUUUGGACUCGAGGAAGCGCGUCGGUGACGGCGUUGUGCACACCUGAGACGUGUACCUAUGGUAAAUGAAGCGGUAUAGUCCAGAUGCCAUGACUCUCUAGGGGAGUAUCGGUCGGUUGUUGAUCCAAGCACGUAAGUCAGCAGUUUGUGGUCGAUGAAAACAACAAGGGUGCAGCUUUCUAAGAUAUGUCGAAAAUGACGUAGGGCCAGCUAGAUAGCUCAUAGUUCUCUACUGAACGUGCUGUAACGAGAUUAUAAAGAUUACAGGCGUUUAGAAAAAAGCGCCAUGUUUUACCAAGGUUCACCUACCUGUUGCUGCAAGAUGGUGCCAACUGCCCCGUCGAUACUGAGUGACAGCGGGGCCGCCGGGUCGUGGUGCGUUACAAAGGCUAUGUUGACGAUAGCUAUUCUAGGGCUUUGAACGCGGUGCAUACUGCAGAUUUCCUCAGUGUGGCUGCAACAUUUGAUUGUGCAUAUCGAGGCGUGUCUCGAACCUUUCGAUAACAAAUUUAUUUUUCGCAUUUCCUCCGUAACAUUUGGUUGCACAUAGCUGGUUUUGUACUUUUUGUCUCGGUUUGACGAGCUCAAGCUAUUGAAAACAAUUUCUCGGGAAUAAUUCCAGCAGUUUGUUUCCACUUGACUUACCAAUUUGGGCAAUUUUCUUCCUUGUUCACGCGGAUAAUGUUGCGCAAUUACAAUCGCCCAUCUAGGAUUUUUACCUCUUUCGAUAGAGGAGUCUCACUGCUUUCCAUCAAAUUCUUACUCCUCUCAUUCCAUCACCCUGUGUAGCAGUUACAUAGCAACCGUCAGUUAUUUCAGUGGGUGCGUUCAUUCCACUUGCCC